Molecule: messenger RNA, 3295 nt
Organism: Branchiostoma floridae (Florida lancelet)
Lineage: Eukaryota; Metazoa; Chordata; Leptocardii; Amphioxiformes; Branchiostomatidae
Product: synaptic vesicle glycoprotein 2C-like
Exons: 10
Coding region: 1-1560 (519 amino acids)
Biological process (GO): transmembrane transport
Cellular component (GO): membrane
Molecular function (GO): transmembrane transporter activity
Source: RefSeq, a predicted model, not a curated record
AUGAAAACCCAGCAGAGAGGACCUAAGGGGUACCAGCCUGCAGCAGGUGGAAACUUACACCAUAUAUAUGACCCUACAGGCUAUGGGAGGUUCCAGUACCUCCUCCUGUUUGUCUGUGGUUGGGCCAACGCCAGCGACGCCAUCGAGAUCCUCUGUGUUUCGUUUCUCCUCCCCUCGGCGACCUGUGACCUCAAACUCACCACGACAGACAAGGGCUGGCUCAGCGGAGUUAUAUUUGCAGGCAUGAUGAUAGGAGGCUAUGUAUGGGGGUCUCUCGCUGAUGUGCAGGGCAGGAGAAAGGUGCUGAUGCUGUCCCUCCUUGUGAAUGGGCUAUUCGGGCUGGCCUCCAGCAUGGCCAACUCCUUCCUGCUGUUCCUCUUCUUCAGGUUCCUCAGUGGGGUGGGUGUUGGAGGCUCCAUUCCGGUGGUGUUUGCAUACUACUGUGAGUUCCAGCCCAAGUCCAAGCGUGGAACCAUGCUUAGCGUCCUCGCAGCCUCUUGGAUGUUUGGUAACAUCAUCGCUGCCGGGCUGGCGUGGUUGGUUAUUCCCAGGACGUACUUACAGGUCAGCAUGGGGACUAUUACGUACGACAGUUGGCGAGUGUUUGUGGCGCUGUGUACCAUCCCCAGCCUCACUGCCGCGCUCCUGCUUACCUGCAUGCCGGAGAGCCCCAAGUUCCUUAUGGAGAUGGGGAGGGAGAAAGAGGCCCUGGGUGUGUUGUCACGAGUGCACAAGAUGAACACUGCUAAUGGGAAAACUCCUAGGCAGUACUCGAUACGGCAACUGGAGGUGACCACAAAGAAAGAUGACGACAAGGCCCGCCACCUCCGAGGAAAAAAUGCCUGGCGAGUGAGGUGUGCGGAGAUCUGGACCACGGUGCGCGUGAUCCUAAGCCAGACUGUGGAACUGUUUAAACCUCCGCUGACGUCACGGACUGUAGUGAUGCUGGUCAUCAUGUUCAGUAUCUGUUUUGGGUACUACGGCUUGUGGUUGUGGCUGCCAGAACUUUUCAAGCGAAUAGACCUGUACGGGGGGUCGCCAUGUUUGAAGCCACACACCGGCAUAAACGGCUCCAUUCCAAUAGUCCCUGUCAACGAGUCGUGCUUACCGUCGGAAGACGUAUACUUUGAGGGAUUUCUCACCGCAGUGUCGAAUCUACCGGGAAACAUAUUCGCCACAGUUCUCAUGCAUAAACUUGGAGCAAAGUUUCUACUUAGUGGAAGUUUAUUUUUCUCAGGUGUCAGUGUGUUUUUCUUCUGGUUUGUGAGUAGUAAGACGCAGAGUCUCAUCGCGUCCUGUGCCUUCGGUGGAAUUUCUGUCAUCGCCUUUAACAGUUUGGAUGUCCUGGGAGCCGAACUGUACCCUACACAUCUCAGGUCUACUGCUAUGGGUAUCCAGACAGGAAUGGGUAGGAUAGCGGCCAUUCUGGGGAACCUGGUGUUUGGUUUGCUCGUGGAUACGCAUUGCGCCAUCCCGCUACUCAUGGUAGCCGGGCUGCUGGUCAUCGGCGGGCUCACGGCAAUCAAGCUCCCCAACACCAAGGGCACGGAACUGCACUGAAGGUCACUGAUGACAUCACCCACCAUUCCAAGACUGUACCAUUAUGAGAGAUCUUUCAGGGGUGCAGGGAUGCACCUUUUAUCUGUAAUUGCAGUUCCUAUUUGCCAUUACAAAGAGAUUUGUGAUUGGGUGGUAUGGAGAAUGAAGGUAUAUUAUUAUGCUAUAUCAUCCAUCACUCCAGACUGUGCCACUUCAAGAGAUCUGUUGGGGUAGGCAAUUUUCUCAUUGCAGAUUUAUAGUUGCCACAGAAAAGGAAAUUACCAGUGUUUUGAAUAUUUUCUGCAUGUAUGCAAAAUGAAGGUAUGAUAUUUCAAAAGAAUUAUCGGUAGUUUUAAUCAUCUAUGAAAAUAAUGUAAUUACAAUAGAAGGGUUAAAUGUGGUCCUUGUUUUAGAUUUAUAUACUGGACUGUACAAAAAAAAGAUAUACAGUAUCACUUUAAAUGUUAUAGUUGGUGUACAUAUAUAUAAAUGUAAAGUGUAUCCCAAAGAAAAGAAGUAUAUACAUGUACUAUUGAUAAUGAAAUCAUGAAGUGAAGGUUUUGAAAGUGAGAUUAUUUUUGAUAAUCUUGUCCAAUUGUUCAAUCAAGGACAUUUGUAUCAUAAUGUUGACCUGGAGUUCUGUGAACAGGAUGAGUCUCGUGUAUAAGUUCACUCAUAAAGGAGGAAGCUCUCCCCUCACUCAUUCUCUACCAGACCCCAUAGGUUGCUGGAAAAAGUAGUAGACCAGAAGAUUAGCCUGCCAUACAUGACUAGAGUUUUCACUUUUGCCUGAUGGUUAGACUCAGUUCACCUACCAAUUAUCCCUCCUUUUAAUUUGUACAUGUAGCCAUUUUCUAAUUUUUUUGUUAUCAAUUCAACAGGGAGUUCUUGUAGACACAGAUUUUGACUUGCUCCAGUUCACUUUGUCACAAUCCAGUCUUUAGUCUGGUAUCCAGCCGUAUUAUACAUGUAUCUCCCUAGUCUAUUCUGUUCUCUAUGCAAAUACAGAAGAGACUCAGGAGCUAUAAUACAGCUGGAUAUACCAGGCUAAUCAGUCUUGGCAAUGUUGGUACUUCAGUGUUCAACAAACAAGAUUGUCUUUGUCUUUUCCACUGUCCACUGGGUAUUGAACAUGUUUCACUUUGUUAAACCAGAACAUUACAACUCAGGUCAUAGCUUUCAAAAGAGGCAGCAUGUAUGGCAUGCAAAGAACAUCACAAGUGAAAGAAAGGAACCAAGCUACUUAUAUUUGGUGCACAAUCAAGGUAAUUGUACCUGCAACCAACUUGCAAUUGUUUGCGAUCUAGGACUAUGAUUUAGCUUGAAAAUUUUGGGAGCAUAUUUUUUUUCUACAUUUAAAAAGCUGUUCCAUGAAACUUUGCAAGUACAAGUGCAACAAAAAUGUGAAUAAUUAGAUUUUAUUGUAGGUCAUCUAAAUACAAGAAGUAAAUUAUCUUUUUACAUGAUUAUGAAAAAAUUCCAAGUUAUACAAUAUAACAGCUUGAAUAUGGUAAUGGGUCCAAAACAAUUGCUAUUUACAUAAUGUUUACAAACAUUUUCUCAUUUGAUACCUCAACAGGGAAUGAUAUUCAUAUUGGCAAGAGAGCAAAAGAAAAUUUUGUGUUAAUUUAGCUUUCUGGUAUUUCAAUGACUGUUGAGGUGAUUGGAAUGUAUCUAAUAUAUAUUGUAUGAAUGUAGUGCAAAAAUGUAUUUUUACUGUCAUUCAUUGAUCAUUAAACAGUGUGUGAUAAUUUCA